CGCGCUCUCGCCACCACUGAGGGGAUUGAAUUGAGGCGCCUCGGCUGCGGGAGGCGAAAAAGGAGGAGGAGCAGCUGCCGCGCAAGUGAGACGGGGGCAGAGCAGGAGACUGACACAGAGAAGGAAAGGGAGAGGAGGAUGUCUCACAGAACGAGCGCCCGGAUCAGCCCGUGACUCGGCGGCGGGCCUCAGACCCCAGAGCGGACUCGGACUUUGUCUUUGGGGGCCCGUGCUCUGUCCUUCCUGGUUUCCAGCAAGUUCGCAGAGGAGCCGCAGUGCCUCUGCCCCCCAGCCUUCCUCACCAUGUCCAAGAUGCCGGCCAAGAAGAAGAGCUGCUUCCAGAUCACCAGUGUCACCACGGCCCAGGUGGCCACUAGCAUCACCGAGGACACCGAGAGCCUGGACGACCCGGACGAGUCACGCACCGAGGACGUCUCCUCUGAGAUAUUUGACGUGUCUCGGGCCACGGAUUAUGGCCCUGAGGAGGUCUGCGAGCGUAGCUCCUCCGAAGAGACUCUCAACAAUGUUGGGGAUGCGGAGACUCCCGGGACGGUCUCCCCAAACCUCCUUCUGGACGGGCAGCUAGCGGCCGCGGCUACUGCUCCCGCCAACGGAGGAGGAGCCGUUUCGGCCCGGAGCGUGAUUGGGGCGCUGGCCAAUACUCUGGCGACAGCUGCCACCCCAGCCCCCUCCUCGGGGGCAUCCGGCGCCCCCCCGGCCGCGGGCUCAUCUGCGGGGCCAGCUCCAUCGCAGCCCCCCACCACUUGUAGUUCCCGUUUUCGCGUGAUCAAGCUGGACCACGGGAGCGGGGAGCCCUAUAGACGCGGUCGAUGGACGUGUAUGGAAUACUAUGAGCGGGAUUCGGACAGCAGUGUCCUGACCAGGUCCGGGGAUUGCAUUAGGCACAGCAAUACUUUUGACCAGACUGCGGAACGAGACAGCGGCCUGGGCGCCACCGGAGGGUCGGUGGUAGUGGUGGUGGCCUCCAUGCAGGGGGCACACGGGCCCGACUCGGGAACUGACAGCUCCCUGACUGCUGUGUCACAGCUACUAGCUCCAAGCUUGGCUCUGAGGCCGUCGUUCCCGGGAGCCGCAGCCGGGCCGCAGCAAGUGACGGCGGUUCCGCAGCCCAUCCAGCCCCAGGGAACCGGGCCAGGCGUCGUCCCUCCGGGGCCCAAUGGACAGGGUCUUCCGCUAACGAAUGUAACCCUGGCACAGCCCGGCAUGUCUCUGCCUCAGCAGCCUGGCCCGGCCGCCGGCGCUUCUGCGACGCAGCAGCCUCAGCAGUUCGCAUAUUCCCAGCCUCAGAUUCCGCCGGCGCAUUUGCUGCCGGUCCAGCCCUCCGCCCUCAGCGCUGGAGUUCCCCCAGCUCCUGUGGGAGGCACGGUGCAACCGGGCCUGGUUCCUACCGGGGCCGGGCAGCCCCAGUCGGUGCCUCCACCGCAGGUGGGAGGCAGCGGUGCGCCGUCAGCCGCGUCUGGUGGCCCUCACACCAUGGUGCCCGGAGUUCCAAACGUGCCUGCCGCCGUGCCCGCUCCAAGCGUGUCCAGUGUGUCUACCACAUCUGUUACUAUGCCACAUGUACCCACGGUCCUGGUCCAGUCGCAGCAGCUGAGCAGCCAUGCGCCAGUCAGCAGGAGCGGUAGCAUAAUCCAGCAAGUCGGGCUGCCUUUAGCGCAAGGCACACCCAGUGCACCAACAAGUCUACCGCAGUCUGACCUAAGCCAGUUUCAGACUCAGAACCAGCCUUCAGUCGGACAAGCUGACGAUACUAGAAGAAAAUCAGAACCCCUACCUCAACCACCACUUUCUCUCAUUGCUGAAAAUAAGCCUGUUGUGAAGCCUCCUGUUGCCGAUGCCCUGGCAAACCCCCUUCAGUUAACACCUAUGAACAGUCUGGCCACCUCUGUGUUCAGCAUAGCUAUUCCUGUUGAUGGUGAUGAAGACAGGAAUCCUUCAACUGCUUUCUACCAAGCGUUCCAUUUGAACACGUUUCAGGAAUCAAAGAACCUCUGGGAUAGUGCAUCUGGGGCAGGUGGUGUAGCCAUUGACAACAAAAUAGAACAAGCAAUGGAUCUGGUGAAAAGCCAUUUGAUGUAUGCAGUAAGAGAAGAAGUGGAAGUUCUAAAGGAACAAAUAAAAGAAUUAGUUGAAAGAAACUCUUUACUUGAACGAGAAAAUGCACUGUUAAAGUCUCUUUCAAACAAUGAUCAAUUAUCCCAACUCCCAGCCCAACAGGCCAAUCCUGGUAGCACUUCUCAACAGCAAGCAGUGAUAGCACAGCCUCCGCAGCCAACGCAACCUCCACAGCAGCCGAAUGUCUCCUCAGCAUAAAGCUUUCUUGCCUCAUUAAGAAAAAAAACUGAAAGCAAUCUAUCCUGUGUGCCACUGGUGUUCUUUCCACUUUAUAUGAAAGCAAGUAGCCAUGCUUCGGUUAUGUGUUUGGCCUUUUCAGUAUUAGACAAUCAUUCUACAAGAGCUUUUCCUCUCUUUGAGAUGUCAUGCAGUGCUGUUGAUGUCCAGUUUUAUGUCAUCAAUACACAAGGAGAAUAAUAGAUGGGGUUUAUUAAAGCAAGCAAAGUCUGCAUUUUACCUGGUGCGUAUGAGUCCUUUAAGAGCUUUAGUGGCUCUUCCAUGUGUCUGUCAUCCAUGGAUUUACCCUGAGCCUUCCUAUCAUAUUAUAAAUAACAGUUCAUCUAAAGAGCCACUUUUCUUUCAGUAUCAGUAACAUUUGCCUACAUAAGUUUUCAUUUAUUUGUGUUUUAUUUAUUACAGGGCUGCUAUUUUCAUAAUGUACAUGAACAAUGUCACAGAACUUUUUUAAUUUUUGAAUAAUUAUAAGUAUCAGUAAAGGAAUUGAAAGACAGGAUUGCAUUUAACAGAUUAAACGUUUAGGCAAUAAUUGAACAAAAGAAUCCUGGCAUAUUUCUAACACUAAUGGCAAUUUACCUUCGGUAUUUAUUUUUAGUAGUAAAGACCCAGCUUGAAUGUAAAUUUUGUAUAGUGUAAGUAUGAAGAACAUAGUGCAACUGUACAGGUAGUAACCAAUUAUUGUGAUAUAAUAAAUAAUUGGGCUAUUUUGAUGAAGAAAACUUUGUUCAUUUGUUUCUACUUUCUAAUAGAGAAAUUGCCACGAUUCCUCUGCUUUUCAACAUUUCGUAUGACUUUUUUGGGAGCGGGGGGUGGGGAAAAAAAGCUGUGAAAUUGUUCAACCUACUUUGUAACCAAAGAAGCAAAGCUGUGUAAUGGAGUUUGGGGGGGGGGGGGUUGUUUUUGUUUUUUUUUUAUAAUGCACAUUCUUUAUGUAUUUUUAUUUAGUGUUUUCUUGGUCACAAUUUUCUUUGCUGUCUAGCAUGAUCUGCAUGACCUAUACUCUUUGAACCACUUUCGUACCUCAUGUUUUUAUUCAGCACUCUUAUUGUAAUAUGUACUAGUCUGUGAACAAUGUCAAAUAAAAAAGAAAGAACAGGUAGUAUGGUGGAGCUGAGCUAGUGUAUUAUACACUAGUUGUAAAGUACAAAAUAAAAUGAAGUGAGCCAUCUUUUGUUCAUUUAAAAUGGUGUUUUGAAUUUCGUAUGCAAAAGACGUUUUGUUACAUUGCAGAUUUUAAUGUAUUUAAUAAAUGCAACAUGCAGAUAAA
Myotis davidii is the source of this 3640-nucleotide messenger RNA. RefSeq names its product TSC22 domain family member 2 (gene TSC22D2). The record is from RefSeq and is a predicted model, not a curated record. Bases 304 to 2334 code for a protein of 676 amino acids. The transcript has 6 exons. NCBI's taxonomy places the organism in Eukaryota, Metazoa, Chordata, Mammalia, Chiroptera, Vespertilionidae. Gene Ontology annotation, biological process: regulation of transcription by RNA polymerase II.